AUGAGGGUAAAGCAGGCUCUGGUGUUUGUUCUCAUUGAUGAGGUAAAGCAGGCUCUGGUGUUUGUUCUCAUUGAUGAGGUAAAGCAGGCUCUGGUGUUUGUUCUCAUUGAUGAGGUAAAGCAGGCUCUGGUGUUUGUUCUCAUUGAUGAGGUAAAGCAGGCUCUGGUGUUUGUUCUCAUUGAUGAGGUAAAGCAGGCUCUGGUGUUGUUCUCAUUGAUGAGGCUUCUGGUGUUUGUUCUCAUUGAUGAGGUAAAGCAGGCUCUGGUGUUUGUUCUCAUUGAUGAGGUAAAGCAGGCUCUGGUGUUUGUUCUCAUUGAUGAGGUAAAGCAGGCUCUGGUGUUUGUUCUCAUUGAUGAGGUAAAGCAGGCUCUGGUGUUUGUUCUCAUUGAUGAGGUAAAGCAGGCUCUGGUGUUUGUUCUCAUUGAUGAGGUAAAGCAGGAUCUGGUGUUUGUUCUCAUUGAUGAGGUAAAGCAGGCUCUGGUGUUUGUUCUCAUUGAUGAGGUAAAGCAGGCUCUGGUGUUUGUUCUCAUUGAUGAGGUAAAGCAGGCUCUGGUGUUUGUUCUCAUUGAUGAGGUAAAGCAGGCUCUGGUGUUUGUUCUCAUUGAUGAGGUAAAGCAGGCUCUGGUGUUUGUUCUCAUUGAUGAGGUAAAGCAGGAUCUGGUGUUUGUUCUCAUUGAUGAGGUAAAGCAGGCUCUGGUGUUUGUUCUCAUUGAUGAGGUAAAGCAGGCUCUGGUGUUUGUUCUCAUUGAUGAGGUAAAGCAGGCUCUGGUGUUUGUUCUCAUUGAUGAGGUAAAGCAGGAUCUGGUGUUUGUUCUCAUUGAUGAGGUAAAGCAGGCUCUGGUGUUUGUUCUCAUUGAUGAGGUAAAGCAGGCUCUGGUGUUUGUUCUCAUUGAUGAGGUAAAGCAGGCUCUGGUGUUUGUUCUCAUUGAUGAGGUAAAGCAGGCUCUGGUGUUUGUUCUCAUUGAUGAGGUGGAGAGUCUGACGGCAGCGCGGAAAGCCUCCCAGUCCGGAACGGAACCCUCAGACGCCAUCCGAGUGGUCAACUCUGUCCUCACACAGCUGGACCAGAUCAAGCGGCAUCCUAAUGUUGUGAUCCUGACCACCUCCAACGUGACAGAGAAGAUAGACCUGGCGUUUGUGGACAGAGCUGACAUCAAGCAGUACAUUGGCCCUCCGUCUGUAGAGGGCAUCUUCAACAUCUAUCUGUCCUGCCUGGAGGAACUGAUGAAGUGCCAGAUCGUGUACCCCAGACAGCCACUGCUGACCAUGUUUGAGCUGGAGACCAUGGGCUUCAGGGAGAGCAAGGUGUCGGAGCUCAGCCUGGUUCUCAGGGACAUCGCCAUAAAGAGUAAAGGUUUUAGUGGCAGAGCGCUGAGGAAACUACCCUUUUUGGCCCAUGCUCUUUUUGUGAAGACCCCGACAGUGGUCCUGGAGAGGUUCCUGGAGGCCAUGGACCUGGCAGUGGACAAACAGAUCGAGGAGAAGGACAACCUGGUCAACUGUCUGUGAUCUACAGGGACACUGUCUCAAAUAGCACCCUAUACCCUUUAUAGUGUCUGUAGGGAUCUGGUCAACUGUCUGUGAUCUACAGGGACACUGUCUCAAAUAGCACCCUAUACCCUUUAUAGUGUCUGUAGGGAUCUGGCCAAAAAGUAGUGUGCUAAAUAUGGAAUAGGGUGCUAUUUGGGACCUGUCUCAGACAGUCUGGACCUGUUUUACCCAACGGUUGAUGGACACGGUCUCUUCUGGUAUUUCAUGUACAUUUUAUUUCCUGGUUAAACAAUAUACAUUUUAUAAUCAUAUUUUUCUAACCACUUCAACGUUGACCAAUUUAGUUUUCUCACAGACAGUGUGUUUUACCAUUAGAGCACUAUAUUAAAGAUGGCAGCCGUCAACCAGUCGGUCAUGUUCUGUGGAGACUUCCUGAAGCUUGUGUUGCUACUGCCGAGCGUCAUCAAUGUUAGGUGCGUUCUCAGCACGUUUUUAAAAAGCCUGAGAUGCAGUCCUCUCUUGAUACGUGUGACUAUAACGGCUUUAAUUUCCUAACCCAAGACGGCAUGUCCCUAAUGGCUCCCUAUGAUCCCUAUGCAUUGCACUACUUUGGGCCGUGACCCAUAGGGCUAUGGUCAAGCGUAGUGCACUAUAUGAGGGAAUAGGGUGCGAUAUGUUUUACAGCACAUGUAUUCAUUACUCUGUCUGCUUGUCUGAUGUUUUCUAUGUGAGCUUGCUGUUUCCUAUACGUUUCAAUAGUUGCUAUUAGAAACUCAGCCUUUCUGUUAUUGUAAAUGAAUGCAAAUGCCCCCAAUAGGAGAGCUUCAAUGGAAAUGUACAAAUUCUGAUUUAAUUUCUAAUCCUGUGGAUGUUUUUUUGAUACUCAAGGAUGUUCCAUGUAUUGUGUGCUGCCUUCAUAUGGUCUCUUCAUUUAAACUCAGGAUACACAUGUUCAUAACUGACCUGGUUUAUUUAUAUAUAAAACAUUGGAUUAUUCAACUCUUUAAAAACAGCCUUUGACUCAUUUUGAGUUUGUCAAAUACACUGCCCACGCGAUAAACAUGUGAUUUCAUUGUGAUUGGCUAACAGGUCGUAUUCAUUAGUGCACACUGUAGCAAAACGUUUUGCAACGGAAGCGUUACUCCCAAGUGCUCUAAUCUACAAUAUGAUGUCAAGGAUUCUGUUGCAAAACGGUUUGCUUUGGUGCACUAAUGAAUAUAACCCUCUGUUUCUGAAUGAGCCCAGACCUGCCUUCCUCCUGAUGAAUACAAGCCCAGAUUCCCCCAGGGUAAAAUUCCCCUUUUAAAGUGUGAAGGGGGAAAAUGUGUCUUGUAGAACCCAAUGCCCAGUGCUGUUCGACCACUGGGGGGCAGAAUAACAGUUCUCCUCCAACCCUGUAAUGAACUUGAAUGGCCUUCUGUUUGCUCUGUAAUCUGAUAUCUAACAUCUAUAUACCAUUAUUAACAUGGGGCCAUAGCUCUGCAGAAAUUCAACAAGGAGAAUUUCAAUUAAACCGACUACUGAUCAUUUGAA
Molecule: messenger RNA, 3024 nt
Organism: Oncorhynchus kisutch (coho salmon)
Lineage: Eukaryota; Metazoa; Chordata; Actinopteri; Salmoniformes; Salmonidae
Exons: 9
Coding region: 1-1509 (502 amino acids)
Biological process (GO): meiotic recombination checkpoint signaling; reciprocal meiotic recombination
Cellular component (GO): nucleus; chromosome
Molecular function (GO): ATP hydrolysis activity; ATP binding
Source: RefSeq, a predicted model, not a curated record